AUGAGUAUCUGUUUGGGAACAAGACUUACAAUACUUCAAAUUAUCAAGCACUUACAAGGCAAAAGAGAGGAAGAAGAAGCCCAAUCUAAUGGCUUUGGUACUUCCCUACACCUUCAUUUAAAGGUGUUCAAUGACCCUAUCCAUGGCCACAUAGAGUUACACCCUCUCUGUGUGCGUAUUAUUGACACUCCGCAGUUCCAGAGACUGAGAUAUCUGAAACAGCUCGGUGGCGCCUAUUAUGUCUUCCCAGGAGCAACACAUAACAGAUUUGAACAUUCCAUAGGAGUCUGUUAUUUAGCCGGCAGACUGGUCAGAGAACUAAAAGACAGACAACCGGAAUUAAAGAUAACUGAACAGGAUAUUUUGUGUGUGCAGAUAGCAGGUCUCUGCCAUGACUUGGGUGAGUUGUACAAACAGUAAAUCCUCAUUGCUAAGGCUUCGUUCACA
Lingula anatina is the source of this 447-nucleotide messenger RNA. RefSeq names its product deoxynucleoside triphosphate triphosphohydrolase SAMHD1. The record is from RefSeq and is a predicted model, not a curated record. NCBI's taxonomy places the organism in Eukaryota, Metazoa, Brachiopoda, Lingulata, Lingulida, Lingulidae. Gene Ontology annotation, biological process: dGTP catabolic process; defense response to virus; regulation of innate immune response. Gene Ontology annotation, molecular function: protein binding; dGTPase activity. Gene Ontology annotation, cellular component: nucleus.